UCUUUCCAUUUCCAGCCUUCACUGAAGUUUUGAGGAAAUCUGACGUUUGAUCAUUACUGAUGAGUUGGCCGGAAAAAAAACAAGACUUGGCCAGGAAGUGUUGGUCUGUCAAUGAUAGGAGAAUGUCGCUGGGUGUUGCAAUGUUUUCCUUAUCGCCAUUGGACUUCCGCUCCGCCGCUCAAAGCUGCCGCUGCUGCGUCUCCAGACACUUCCUGCACCGAGCUACAGUUUUCAGAGCAAGCGACUCUCGUCGUGAGGGGGGAGACAAGAUGAGGAAUAAAGAUCUUUGGGAGGGAACGUGAGGCUUGACUCAAGGACAUUACCAUGACAUAGACAAAUGAAAAGAGCCCACCUGGAACUGUCUCCUUGUUUGUCUUUUGUUAGGUUUCUGUUUUUAUUUUUUCGUUGUCUAGUCUCCACCUGUCUUACCUGGUGUUUACACUCUCCUUGUGGAGAACAGAUAAUGAAAUAGUAUGCAGGAGUAUUUGUUUGCAUGAAACUUUAAUGUAUCACACUACUGUCUAGAGGACUGACCUAGUCACUCCUCGUGUCUGCCUCCUAUAUCACAGAGAUUAAAGAUAGCAAUAGAGGUAUCAAAGGUCUUGAAAAAAGUCUGCACUUAUCAUAUCAUUGCAGGAAUUGAUUACGUUUCGGCCAGCACUUACCAUCCAACAUACUCUACCGAAUUCUUUACUUGUGCUUUAAUUUAAUUGUUGUAGCCUUCUUGUUUAAACAAGGUGUGUUUGUUUUUCUUAUUCACACUUAAUGGAUCUAUUUUUCAAUGCAACCAAGAAUUUUAGUUUUGUCCAUUUGUGUAAUUAUUUAAAGUUUUAUUGUUAAUGUAGAGGAGCUGCUCAGCUGCCUAAUAUUGUUAUCGCAAUAGGCGGCUUUAAGUUGUAAUGUAAACAUUCUUUUUUUUUUUUUUUUUUACUUAUGCGAUCUUUGUGAAGAACAAUUUUGCUUACAUUACUUAUCUUGUAGUGGGAAAAUAUACAUUUUUAAGUUUUAUUGUCUUUGAAUAUGUUGAAGUAUUGCUCAUUUUUCCACUGGCAGUAAACUGUAGAAGCUGAUGGCUCUUCAGAUCAAACUGAUGGGAGCUUUCUAACUGUGACACAAAGACUGAUCUUCAGCAGUUUCCAUCUUCACUGGAUAAAUACUCUAAACAGAACAACCUUUGAACUGGAGUUUCCUUCUCAAAUGAAGACAUACCUCUUUAAUAGACAGAUGGAAACAAACUAAGAGCAGAUUUUUUUGUGUGACAUUGUCUCUUGAAUCCAAACACUGACGAGGCAGAAUGAUUUUGAGGAGAUUUCAGGGAUAAAGCUCUCAGACUGACAUCCAGAUACAUUUUGAUUUUCCCUCCAAAUCGUACGAGAGCUGCCGAAUUCCACAAGCCUCUAACUGUAGAAAAUACGACCCUAAAGCUUGUUAAACCAACUUUUUCCUGUAAAAGCCUUGUCCACUUCAGCAGUGAGGAUGCGAUCUCCUGAACCAUCUUCACCUUGCACAGCAGAAGCCCUCCUUCAUGGCCAGUUUGCCAGCUGGGAUUCAGGCAGCAACAGCAACAAUAACAGCUGCCCCAACAGCCCUGGUGGUCCGGGGAGACUCUCCCCCGCUGCCUCCCCUACUCCGGCUCCAGCCUCCAACUAUGCCUUGACCCUCACCCACACCCAUAUACAUAUCCAGCGGCUGUCACCACGGUUGGGGAAGGAAGCCCGUCUCUUGCUGCCUUUAUCAGAGCUAGUGGGGUGCAGCUGCCCUCGUGCCCCUGCGCCCCCUCUCCUGGUGCUGUACUGGUACCCGCCAGGCAAACGACGGAAAGGGGUGUCUCGGCGCAGGCAGGUGAGGGCCUACCUGGCAGAAAGCAGGUCUGAAGCUGAGAGGUGGUCAGCUGCUGUACAGUGUCUACUCAGAGGUGUGACCGUCACUGCUGAAACAGAAUUUUCAAGAAGUCUGCUACCUCGUCCCAGGCGACUACUGUUAUUGGUCAAUCCCUUCAGUGGGAGAGGCCAGGCAAUGCAGUGGUGUCAGACCCAUAUCCUGCCAAUGAUCAGAGAGGCCAACAUCAGCUACAACCUUAUACAGACAGAGCGUCAGAACCAUGCCAGAGAGCUUAUCAGAGAGUUAUCGCUCCAAGAAUGGGAUGGCAUCAUCAUUAUCUCUGGAGAUGGCCUGCUGCAUGAGGUAAUUAAUGGGCUGAUGGAGCGUCCUGACUGGGAACAAGCUAUAAAAACACCUGUUGGCAUUCUUCCCUGUGGCUCCGGGAAUGCACUGGCUGGCUCCAUCAACCACCAUGCAGGGUAUGACAUGUGCCUUCGGGAGCCCCUCCUUUUGAAUUGCUGCUUUUUGAUUUGUCGAGGCGGUAUUCGACCGAUGGACGUGGUCUCUGUGACAACAAGCCCUUCUCCCUCCACCAACAGUCGUAUUGCAGCACCCAGGAGACUGUUUUCUUUCCUCUCUGUUGCCUGGGGCUUUGUGUCCGAUGUGGACAUUGAGAGUGAGAGGUAUCGUGGCCUGGGCUCAGCUCGCUUCACCCUGGGUACCCUGGUGCGCAUCGCUUCUCUUCGAUCCUACAAGGGUCGUCUGUCCUACCUGCCUCCCUCUAUUAGCACCACAUCACCAGACGCCACACCUCCUCCGCCAAGGAGAUCCCUCUCCCGCAGUAUCACAGAAGGCCUGGAUGGCUUCUGUCGAACGCCCAUCCAUCGCACCUGCUCUGACAUGGGCAUCAGCGAACAGAGGAGCCUGCGUAGGGGUGAGGGAGAGAGGGAAAAAGAGGAGAGGCAGAGAGAAAGGGACAGAAGAAGGGAGAGGGCUAGGGGAGGAGGAACUGGCGUGGUGAGGGCAAGCAGCCUGGCAGAGGACAGAGAGAGAGAGGUAGAGAUGGAGGCAGAAGAGGGGAGAUCAGGGACAUGUUCAGAGAGUUCAGAAUCAAUUGAAAGGGAAGACUGCAAUAUGGGAAGGAUAGAAAGGUUGGAGGGGAUCAAGGAUGAAAGGGAAGAUGAGGGAAUUGUAGAGCAAGACUCCAGUGAGAUGGAGGAGGAGGAUAGGGGGAAGGAUGGGGAAGGCAGUGGUGGUUCUGCAGAGGGGGAGAGAGCGUUGCAUGCAAUAGAGCCGGGAGAGAGCCGUGGGGUAGACAUGGGGCGAGACACAGAUGAAGAGCCAGAGGGUUACCAAGAUGGGCUCCAGAAAGCCAGACAGGCACUGAGAAAGAAUUCAGCUCCUUCAAGCCAGAUAGCCAACGCUCUCUUCAACCAGCCUCUCAGUCGGGAGGCUGACACAGAUUCGGGCACUUCAUACGGGGUAGAGGACAUGGAUCUGAAUGGAACCUACUACCAGAAAGAACCCUACCAACUGGACGUUGCUCGUGAGCGAUCUCUCACCAUCUCCUCUCCCUUUCGUCACUCUCCCUUCUCUAACAAGCCCAAGACGUUGGACCAAAACCAGAACACCUCCCGACCGAGGCCCCUCUCUCUCCUCCAGCACUCCCACUCAAACUCCCUCCCCCCUAAACUCCCUUCCCUCUCCCUGUCUCUUUCUCCGACACCCCCAUCUUCCCCUUCAUGUGCCUCCCCACACUCUUCAUCCUACCUCGUCCCCCGUCCUAACACCCCAAAUUCCACUUCGCCCUCACCCUCUCUACGCACACCGUCCUCAUCUUUUAACUUUGACAUUGCUGAGCCAGCAGGAUCCCUGAAGAACCGUCCUUUUGUCUCACUGCCUUUAAAUAUCCCUCGGGAUGACUUGUUACCUCCCCUCGACCAACCCCUUCCCACCAGAGACUGGGUCACCAUUGAAGGGGACUUUGUCCUGGUCCUGGCCCUUUAUCAGUCUCACCUCGGGGCUGAUCUUCAUGCUGCACCCCAGGCCAGGUUUGACGAUGGGCUGAUCCACCUGACCUUUGUGCGGGCGGGGAUCUCCAGAGCCACUCUACUGAGACUGUUCUUUGCCAUGGAAAGAGGAAACCACCACUCCGUCAGCUCGCCUUAUGUGAGCCAUAUUUCCUGUAAGGCCUUCAGGCUGCAGCCUCUGUCUACACGGGGGACACUCACUGUGGAUGGAGAACUGGUGCCCUAUGGGCCUCUUCAAGCACAGGUUCAUCCUUCCAUGGCUCGUCUCAUCGUUGGUGACUCUGGAGUGAAGAUUACCAGAUUCUAAUCGGGUGGUUGAGCUGAUUGACAGAUACAGCACUCUACUGAAUUAUGUAAUCUCUGCUGUCAUCUAUACUCUGAAAGAGUGUGGAGUAUUAGAGAGACUUAAAAUAGCCUGGAUAGCAGAAACUGCUUUUCUGGGGUUUAAUGAAAGGGAUAACCAACCAAGCCACGCAUCAUUGGAGCAUGACUGCAGGGAUUAAUAGCAAAUUUAAAAAUGGAUGAAAAAUGCGCCUCAUUGCACAGUUGUUGGAUUACGCUCAGCGUGAGAAGCAUGAAAACUGCACAGCCUGGGAUAGUAAGAGGGAAGAACAAUCAAAUGUUUAUGGAGUUUUUUUGUGUGCAGGUGCAUGUGUUGGAUGUAUACAUAGAGGUAUGCAUGCAGAGAAGCACUACCUGUAUUUUGCCUUUUAAUGAGAGAAAGGAAUCAGAUAAAAAAUCAGAGAAGAUUCUUAAACAUGAAAUGCUAUAAAAUUGAGAUUGAGAUUCGCUUGGCCCCAACGCUUUAUCUUUAACCUGCUCUCUAUGUCCAAAUGUUUUUACUUUAAAAACUUCCGUCCAUGAAAAGAAUGCCUUAUCUGACACUGGACAGUACAGUUGUACCUUUGCCCUUACUUGUUCUUACUUAUAUAAGAAACCCAAAUAUUUUCAAUCUCUGUCCACCUAUCAUAGUGUCCGUCCACUACAUCAAAACAACGCUUAUAUACUUAGACAUACUGGUAGACUCACCUACCUACUGUUAUCUUUGAGCACACUGCUCUCCACUGUUUAAAGCAUCGGUCGAGAAAAAUGUGGACACUUUAAUGACCAUUUUGUUCAUGCAAGUGACUCAAUGUAGUGCAGCAAGAUUAGCUUGUCAGGGUCAUUACAUAGUAGGAGCAAUGGAACCGUUGAACGGUGACAAUUACUGACAUUUUUACUUAAUCUGCCUGUUUUUCUUAGCCAGUGGAUGCACGAUUAUGAUGUCAAUGAUAUCACACUUUGCAACAUAUUGAACAUAAAAAUGUCUGAACAAAGCAAGCUUCUUUGUCAGUGGUAUAGUAAUUAGUGCAUUUUGUACAAUAACUAGAGUUGAAGCAACACAGAAAAUCACAACACUAGAAUCUAACUAACUUUAGAUACAUCUACAGCAUAAUGCAGAAUCUGAUGCUUUGUUCUAGAAAUUGGUGCGCUAGUAUUAAUAGCCUAGUCCAUAUACUAUAAUAAAUGGAUCACAUUACAUUCCUAGCCUGCAAUUAAUUAAAUGUCUGCAUUUAAACACUCAAAUCUUUUGAAAGGUAGGAGUGACUGACCAGGGCACAACAUUAAAAUCCAGAAGCUCUGUGUUAUCACAUCAGACUUUUGAUCAAGAGAUAAAUCAGAUGGAGGUAAAACAACUUUCAUUGUGAGCUGAUCUGGUGAAAUAAGUGAUAGAUUGGGUUUUACAUUUAAUUCUUGAGGCCCCUUCUUGGAAUUGUCAUGUCUUAUGAAUUAAUCUUUUAAAUGUUAUAAUAAAACCUGCUGAUAUACUUGGUCUGGAUAAAGGAUAAAUCAUUAGCAUGUGCAGUGUAUCAAUCAGUAAGAUCAUGUGACGACUGUUGGGUCAUCAUCAACAUACUGUGUGUUUUGGUCAUGCCUGGACAAAUCUAGGCCUUUGUAUAAUAAGCCUGUACAUUCUGGCUGUUGAUCAUAAACUGUUAAAACCUGACUGUAGAAAAUGGAGUAGAACUCUUUGCUUACCAGGCCUUUUUUUUUUUUUUUUUCUUCCUUUGAGCGCACAGUGCAGCUAGUCUACCACAACUACACUGUGCUUACACAGAAUGUGAAUACAACAUUUUGAGUCAGGACUUGUAACAGUACCAAAUAGAAGAAUCUAUAUACACUUUGAAUGGAGUUUUUGCCAAAAUGCUUACUCUCGAUGUUUAAGAGACUAGUUUUACUUACUAAACAUUUCGUUGUCUAUGGCCAUAGCUCCGACCAUGGUGUUGUAGACCAAUUUGAUAUGACAAUAUCGGGGUAUAACCCUUCAAUUGAUAAUGCCAUUAAGAUGUCUGUAGUGGACUGCCUGUGAUGAAAUUGUAAUUAUGACUAAAACCAUAUGAAUAAAUGAAACAUAUCUAUAUACA
This is a messenger RNA of Sander lucioperca (pikeperch), 6256 nucleotides long. RefSeq names its product sphingosine kinase 2 (gene sphk2). Lineage: Eukaryota; Metazoa; Chordata; Actinopteri; Perciformes; Percidae. Gene Ontology annotation, biological process: positive regulation of apoptotic process; sphinganine-1-phosphate biosynthetic process; sphingosine biosynthetic process. Bases 1477 to 4158 code for a protein of 893 amino acids. The transcript is spliced from 8 exons. The record is from RefSeq and is a predicted model, not a curated record. Gene Ontology annotation, cellular component: intracellular membrane-bounded organelle; membrane; cytoplasm.